This is a messenger RNA of Acanthochromis polyacanthus (spiny chromis), 1409 nucleotides long. Its product is annotated as solute carrier family 51 subunit beta. Gene Ontology annotation, molecular function: transmembrane transporter activity; protein heterodimerization activity. Lineage: Eukaryota; Metazoa; Chordata; Actinopteri; Pomacentridae. Gene Ontology annotation, biological process: bile acid and bile salt transport. The transcript is spliced from 7 exons. Gene Ontology annotation, cellular component: plasma membrane. The coding region runs from base 180 to 1139 and encodes 319 amino acids. The record is from RefSeq and is a predicted model, not a curated record.
UACAUUAACUUAGCUGUCAGAUGCUCCGUCCUUCUCAUGUGAACCCGAGACGAAACAUCACACAAAUUGAAGGCUGCUGGAAACUGUCUUGACAGUUGACUUUCAUCACCACCUCCUGCUGCCACCACCUGCUUUUAUAGAACGACAUUGCUGUGACUGCUGAUCUGUCUUCCUUAGAUAUGUCAGAAGCCUGGGCCUUAUUGUUUCUCCUCCUGUCGGGGGGGAAGGCAUUCAUGAUCCACAAUACCCAGCACUGCCUGUGUCUGGAGGACUCAGUGGACACUGGUGAAGUCCUUCUAAGGAAGUGCAACCUGGACUCAAAGUCUCAGCAGUGGAACUGGAUCGACCAGGGCAUGCUGAUGUGUGUGGCAUCAUUCAGAUGUUUGUCAGCCCAGCAGGGAAAACUGGUCCGGACCCAGUCUUGCCAUGAGCUGGAGGUGGAUGUUAAAGGGCACAUGUGGGACUGCGACAGGGGCAGACUAAUCAACAGAAACACAUCCAUGCUAUUGUCAGUCAGUGGCCAGCAUCUGAUUCUAACACAGGGCAGCGAACAGUCAAAGUGGAAAUCUCUGGAUGAGGGGGACAUCUGCCAGGAAAGACUCAGGCUCAGGAGGGCAGCAGAUGAUGUAGAAGAGUUUGAUCCCGCAGAAGAGCAAGCAGAAGAUGAGCCGGCCAUGACGGAGGAGCAGAGGGAGUAUCUCCGCUGGUUCUACCGCACAGAGGACCCAACUAUAUGGAAGUUUGUGCUGCUGGGAUUGGCGUUCGUCUGCCUUCUUAUUGGUUUUCUGCUGCUGGGAAUGGGAGCCAUGGCCAACAAGAGCAGAAAGAAGAUCGCUAAGUACAAGGCAGCAGCAUCUCUGGCUCAGAAAAGUGACGGUGAAGAACUGCAAGUCAUUUCAUCCCUCACAGACAACAGUGCAUCUCCACGAUCAGACAGGCGACUGCAGCCAAACCAGUCCCCAAUGUCCAACAGGGACGCAAAAUCAGGAGACAUUGUAGUCACAUGGAAAGAUGGCAACACCUCUUGCCUGUACUCCAAUACAGAGGAGGAGGAGCAGGAGGAGGAAGUGAAGGAGGAACAGGAGGAGGUGUUGGCUGCUGAGCUGGACGCGAUAAAGAGUAGUGACCUCAGCCUGUAACCCAGAGUAUGAUGCUUUGCUUGAGGUGUUUCUAAAAACCUCAACUUUGAUGGGCUGGAAAGUUACACUACACAACAGCGAAUGAGAUCAUUAAACAAAGCUCGCUCAGAAAGAAUAUGUCAGAUGUUCUGAUGUGGUCUAAUACUAACUGAGUUCACAAGUAAAUACAUCAAUCAAAUAAUAAAUACAUGAAUAAAAAUAAUUUGUUACUGUUUGAAGUCUCAAAUGUUGCCUCAAAUGUCCAUAGAUCAAUAAAUAAUUUCAAAGUGC